UGGGCCAGCAUAGAAAGAGCCAAACUUGAAUCGUCAACUACCAACAACAGCGAAAUCCCAGCCGUUGAUGCACUCUCCAUUACCGCAGAGGAAAAAUCCCAGCCCUCCAUCUCUCCGUGCUUGGCACGCCCGGUUCACUCGCGUCGAUCUUCGCCCUCCUCUCUUCAUCGCUGCCUUUGAUUCUCUGCCGAUUACGGGCUCAUCUAAAAGAGGAUUGGGAGGCAUGAAUCGUAAAUGCAGAGCACCGGAUCGAACACGGAGAGUGAAGUUUAGAGAGAGAAGGCAUUCUACGGAAAAAGGGUUUUGGAGUUGAAUGUGUGAGAAAUGAUGAUGGGGGGUGGGAGUGGAGGACAUGAAGGAUCGAAAGAGAAGCCGAAAUUGGGGGACAAAGUGUACACAAGGAAGUCAUUUAAAGGGUUUAAAAGCUAUAAUAGUAAUCCGACACAAGAGCUGCAAGCUCAAGAAGCUGCAGAAGAUGAUGAAUGGUCUCAACCUCUGGUUAAUUCCCUUCCUAAUGCAGCCUUGGAAAGUUCUUCGAGUCUUAGUCGUGCAUUGGCUGCGCCUUUGGGCGGUCGUGGAGUACCAGGUGGUAAUGAAGGGGGGAAGCUUGGAGUUACAAGACAAGAAAAUAGGGUUACCAUUAGCUUGUCAAUGAAAUCAAAGCAGGAGAUGCGAGAAUUAAGGAGGAAGCUGCAGAGUGAGUUGGACACGGUUAGGAGUUUGGUGAAGAAUAUUGAGACAAAAGAGAUACAAAAGAAUGACCACAUCAUUGACAAAGCUGGAGGGGCUAAAAAGGUGCCAGCCGAGGCAGCAACAACAGUCACACCCCGUGAAUCACGGCCUUUGCAUCAGUUGAGUGUGUCGGUGUUGGAGAACAGUCAUGGUGUAAGUGAUAAUGCAGAGAAAGAGAAGAGGACACCAAAGGCAAACCAGUUCUAUCGAAAUUCAGAUUUCUUGCUUGCAAAAGAUAAGAUUCCACCUGCGGAAAGUAACAAAAAAACAAAAUCAAAUGUGAAAAAAGUGGGAGGGGUGGAAUCAGGAUAUAGUUUUGGCUUGGGAAAGUCCUCAAAUCAAGUGUUCAAGAAUUGUUGUGCAUUGCUGGAAAGAUUAAUGAAGCAUAAGCAUGGCUGGGUUUUUAACAAACCGGUUGAUACUGUUGGUCUUGAUUUACAUGACUAUUUUGACAUCAUUAAGCAUCCAAUGGAUCUUGGUACAGUGAAAUCUAGGAUGGAUAGUAAUUGGUAUAAAUCUCCUAGAGAAUUUGCAGAGGAUGUGAGACUUACAUUUCAGAAUGCUAUGACGUAUAAUCCAAAGGGGCAAGAUGUUCAUGUAAUGGCUGAGCAGCUCUUGCAGAUAUUUGAAAACAAAUGGCCUGCUAUAGAGGCUGAUUAUAUGCGGGAGUUGAGACUUGCAGCGGAUUAUGAUGUGGGUUUACCUACUCCUACAUCUCGGAAGGGUCCUAAAUUGCCAAACCCUGAAAUGAGAAAAAAAUUCGGCAGGUCUGAAUCCAUGACCCUCCCCACAGAUCCAAAAUCGAAACCCAUGAAUCCCCCCCACACAGGGAGAACCCCUGCCCCAAAGAAGCCAAAGGCAAAAGAUCCCAAUAAAAGGGAUAUGACAUACGAUGAAAAGCAAAAACUUAGCAUGAACCUACAAAAUUUACCUUCUGAAAAGCUUGAGAAUGUAGUGCAAAUUAUAAAAAAGAGGAACUCUUCUCUCAGCCAACAUGAUGAUGAGAUUGAAGUGGAUAUUGAUAGUGUUGAUACAGAAACACUUUGGGAGCUCGAUAGGUUUGUAACUAACUACAAGAAGAGUUUGAGCAAGAACAAAAGAAAAGCUGAAAAGCCUGAACUUGCCACUCAACCUAUAAAGGAAAUUGAGCAGAAUGUUCGGGAGAAGAAAAAUCCCCCAGUUGUGGUAGAAACUACAACUGAAGCUCUAAACAAAGCUCCAACAGAAAGCAAAGCAGAAGGAAAGGACAUUUCUUCUGCUCCUGCUGAAGAGGAAAAGCUAGAGAAUAAUGCAGCUAAAUCAAGCAGCUCUAGUACAGAUUCAGGAUCUUCAUCAAGUGAUUCUCAUAGUGAAAGCUCUUCAGAAGGUGAAUCUGAUACAGAACAUUCACCAAGGAGUUGAACUGGUUGCCCAGAUCCCGCCAUGUCAGCAGUGACGAAGAAUAUGGCGAUCUCUUAUCAAGAUUCUUGGCUUCAGCAAAGUGUAUCAUAUAUCUUUUAAGACUGGGUGCUUUAGGUUUUUGGUUUUAGAUGCUCACUGUUUCAUGGAUAUGUAUAAUAAUAAUGUAGGUAGUACUGUAAUGUGUAAGCUCUGUGCAUUGCUAACCACAGCAUAUCCAGGGAGCUGGAUUUCCCCCCACUGACGUGCAAGUCAAAUUCUUGAAUGUUGCAAUAUUUGUAAUGAUGAUUUGUGUAAAUGAAUGAAACACCUUCUGUUGGGGUCCAUUUCUGUGUUAGCUAA
Molecule: messenger RNA, 2472 nt
Organism: Ipomoea triloba (trilobed morning glory)
Lineage: Eukaryota; Viridiplantae; Streptophyta; Magnoliopsida; Solanales; Convolvulaceae
Product: transcription factor GTE4
Exons: 6
Coding region: 325-2133 (602 amino acids)
Molecular function (GO): protein binding
Source: RefSeq, a predicted model, not a curated record